Molecule: messenger RNA, 2301 nt
Organism: Penicillium oxalicum
Lineage: Eukaryota; Fungi; Ascomycota; Eurotiomycetes; Eurotiales; Aspergillaceae
Exons: 4
Coding region: 1-2301 (766 amino acids)
Biological process (GO): phosphatidylcholine biosynthetic process; phosphatidylethanolamine biosynthetic process
Cellular component (GO): cytoplasm
Molecular function (GO): choline kinase activity; ethanolamine kinase activity
Source: RefSeq, a predicted model, not a curated record
AUGCCGUCCUUCGCUGAGGACCCGAGUGGUCCUGGCCCCGAAAGAGCGGAAAUUGAACCCAUCUCGGGCACGGGCUUGAACAUUCCCUCCGUCCGCAAAGUCUUGCAAGGAGGCCAGGCAAGUCCAGUCACUCCAUCCGAUGGACCAUGCGUGAAACAGUAUCGCGCACCAGUGGCCAAAGUGACCGCGAGGCCCCCGAUUCAACCCCUGCAAUCUGUGCCAUCUGGAUUGAGCAGCCAGUCAAGUGUCAAACAUGAAAGCCAAACGACGAAGCCAGCCGAGCAAUCCUCGAAAGAAGAGGAAGAAUCCUUGAGUUUGUUCCAUCAAGUUUCAGAAUGGUUGGAGCAUGAAAAGAUGAGACGCAAAAAUCGUAAAGCUCGGCGAGCCGAAGCAGCUGCGGGAGCCGGUGCUGCAGGGGCAGACGCUGCUCGUGACUCGGAGGAGACUUCCGUGGAAGAAUCGCCACGUUUGUCAGAAAAUACUUUUUCUUUGGACAAAUUAGAAAAGAUUCUCCUUCAGUAUUCGGGUACACACAAGGGGGACAGUCUGUCCUCCCUGGUGCCGGUCAAGCGAGCAACUCGACGGCGCCCUAAGGGAUUGCGACGUGGUUCUGCCUCAGAAUCCGAAUUCACCGACGUUGAAGCCCUGGUGCCCAGUGUAGAGGCCAUCCUUGAUAAUUCCAAGACUCUUGCUUACACUGGAGGCGCUGGUGAGGAGGACAGCAUGGACGGCAGCUCCAGCACGCGACGUCUCAAAGAACAAGAAGCCUGGCUGACUUUCAAAACUGAAAUCGUGCGCAUCGCGCAUACCAUGCAGCUUCGUGGUUGGCGAAGAGUAUCCAUGGAGGCGGCCGCGGACAUCAAAGUCAUUCGAUUGAGCGGUGCCCUGACCAAUGCAGUUUAUGUCGUGGAGCCACCCAAGCAGCUGCCUGCGCUGACAAAAGCCAGUACCGGGUCAUCCGCCUCUAUCCCGAGAAAGCCACCACCCAAGCUGUUGCUCCGGAUUUACGGUCCUCAAGUGGACCAUUUGAUUGAUCGCGAGAAGGAAUUGCAAAUAUUGCGCCGCCUGGGACGCAAGAAUAUCGGGCCUCGUGUGCUGGGAACAUUCCUGAACGGCCGCUUCGAGGAAUACUUUGAGGCUCGGCCGCUAACACCGCGCGAGCUUCGACUCCCCGAGACUGCCAAGCAGAUUGCAAAACGAAUGCGAGAGCUACAUGAUGGUAUUGAGCUACUGGAAGAAGAGCGGGAAGGAGGACCGGUGAUCUUCAAGAAUUGGGACAAGUGGGUGGAUCGCUGUGAACAGGUCACAACAUGGCUGGACAAGGAGCUUGAAUCUCCCCUGAACGAGAGCAAGGCGGCAGCUGAACCCUGGCGCCGGCGUGGAUAUGUGUGCGGGGUGCCCUGGGCACAAUUCCGAAAGGCGGUUGAGAGCUACCGUGUCUGGCUUAUUGCCAGUUGUGGUGGUAUCAAUGAAAUCAAACGGCAACUGGUGUUUGCCCAUAACGACACUCAAUAUGGAAAUCUUCUUCGCAUGGAGCCUGCCACGCAGUCACCUCUACUUCUGCCUGCCAACGAGCAUAAACAGCUUGUGGUCAUUGAUUUCGAGUACUCUUCCGCCAACACCCCGGGCCUGGAGUUUGCCAACCACUUCUCUGAAUGGUGCUACAAUUAUCAUGACGAGGAAAUACCUUGGGCCUGCAACAACCGCCUCUACCCUACCCCCGACGAGCCGCGUCGCUUUGUGGCGACUUAUCUCACUCAUCGUCCGGCCAUUCCGGGUGGUCCCACUUCCCCCCUGGCUUCUCCAUCCGGCACGCCCGCAAUGCGUGGAGGUCGGCCAACGGCCACUAUUGACCCGCUGAAUCUCGACGAAUGCGCCGAGAGUGGUGCUGGGGGGCAGCAACUUGAGGCAGUGGAAGAGGACGACCUCGACUCCAAGGUCCGAUAUCUCAUGCAGCAAACUCGCCUGUGGCGCGUCAUGAACUCGGCACAAUGGGUGGCAUGGGGGAUUGUGCAAGCCAAAGUCCCGGGAAUGGACGAGGGCAUUGCCGAGAUGCUCGCGGCCCAGCAGGAUGGCGCCGCAGAAGGCGUGAAGACUGACCCUGCGACCAAUGGCGACUUCAAAGCUCCACCUGUGGAUCCGGAAAUCGACGAGGAGGAAGAGACCUUUGAUUAUCUGGCCUAUGCUCAGGAUCGGGCCAUGUUCUUCUGGUCCGACCUGCUCGCUUUGGGCCUUGUCAAGCCGGAUGAGCUGCCGUCGCCUAUGGUGGAGCACAUUCGGGGCCGCAUUGUUGAUUACUGA